This is a messenger RNA of Engraulis encrasicolus (European anchovy), 1491 nucleotides long. It is a transcript of the gene etv7, whose product is annotated as ETS variant transcription factor 7. The coding region runs from base 219 to 1382 and encodes 387 amino acids. The transcript has 9 exons. Gene Ontology annotation, molecular function: sequence-specific DNA binding; DNA-binding transcription factor activity, RNA polymerase II-specific. Gene Ontology annotation, cellular component: nucleus. Lineage: Eukaryota; Metazoa; Chordata; Actinopteri; Clupeiformes; Engraulidae. The record is from RefSeq and is a predicted model, not a curated record. Gene Ontology annotation, biological process: regulation of transcription by RNA polymerase II; cell differentiation.
UUCGGUCCCUUUCGAUUUCAUUUCCCGGAAGGAUAGCCAAGAAAAAUCAUGCGAUCCUGUUCGAUUGCACGUUACGUUUGCCAAAUUCGCAUGCCACUUGAAUCGUGUAGAAAUUAGAGCAGAGGGUGGACUUUUGGGAAAGCGUGUGGGUUUAGAUCAAAACAACGAAUCCCUUUGCUUUGGGUUGAGUUUCGUUUAGGGUAUCCAGACUUUGGAAAAUGAGUGACGGUUCCCCACCGCCACCUUUGCUCCAGCAGCAAGAGUAUCAAGGAAAUGGAGCUCAAAUGAGUAAUCUAAGCCUGUGUCCUGGUCCAGAUGAAGAACUCUGCACACUUCCUGGAAGACUUAGGAUUAAUCCAUCACUGUGGGAUAAGAAUGAUGUCAGUCAUUGGCUUCGCUGGGCCCAGAAAGAGUACUCUCUUCGCAAAACCGAUCAGGACAAGUUCGAGAUGAAUGGCAAAGCUUUGUGCCUGCUCACCAAGGAAGACUUCCGGCUUCGAAGCCCAAGUUCAGGAGAUGUGCUCUAUGAGCUCCUGCAGUUUGUCAAACAGCAGCGCAGGGGAGUGAUAUCAGGAGUGAUAUCCGGCCUGGUAGCCAUUGAGAACGGUUCCACAGCCCAACAGGGUCACUCUCUGAGGACAAACUCAUCUGCCAGCCACUACACAGCCCUGCCCAUUUCGAACAGGUCCAUUCCCAUUUGCCCCGUGAAUCCCCACACCAGGCCAGCAGGUGCGUCCCAUUCCACUCACUUCCAGGCCCAUGGAGGAGCCCCCUGCACGCUACCCUACUCCAACCCAGCACAGCAGCUUCAGUCAGGUCUCCAGUUUGUCACCAGGGAGAUGAAGUUCCCACAGAGAGCUCCUUCCUCAGUACCAGACGCAGAGGAAACAGACCCCUCUAACACAGAGGAACCUCUGAAUCUCUCCAACCGAACAGAGAAACCAGCAGUUGCUUCACAACCCACAGAAGCCAACGGGAAGAUACCAGAUUGCAGAUUCCUAUGGGACUAUGUUUACCAGCUGCUAUCAGACAGUCGGUACGAGAGCUUCAUCAAGUGGGAUGAUCCAGAUUGCAUGGUCUUCAGGAUUGUGGACCCCAAUGGCCUCGCCCGGUUAUGGGGUAAUCAAAAGAACAGGGUGAAUAUGACCUAUGAGAAAAUGUCAAGAGCCCUUCGCCAUUACUAUAAACUCAAUAUAAUCAAGAAGGAAGCAGGGCAGAAACUUCUAUUCAGGUUUUUGAAGACACCGCAGGAGAUAAUACAGAGUCGCGUGGACAAAACGGAGUCCCCCGAGCACCCCGUGUCCUCCCCUGACUACCUGGCAGACACUCUGGAGAUAUCACUGGAUUCAGUGUCCGACCCCCCCACUCCGCUCUCAGAAUGAUGGAGAUAACCAAUGGAGAUUGCCAUGGAUUCCAUCUCUGAACCCCCAUCACUCAAGCACCACCCAUGCCAGAGUGAUGAAUGAUACCACUGGACUCAGUGUCCGAACC